AUGUCGACGAUAACAUUUAUUGCCAAAAAACGUACAUAUAUUAUUCCACAAGUUGAUGUUACUUUUCAAACUCUGACAAAUCUAUUCUUUAUUGAUAAAAAAUAUCGACCAUGUCCUAAUUUGGAGUUAGUUAUUCGUCAGUUGAACUUUGAUUUCUAUCAUGAUCUUCUUCCUAUUAUUGCUCGAUGGGCUUCAGAUCAUACUCAAUCAAAUUCAAUUAUACCACUUCAAGCAGGUACUACUGCUCGUGUUACUUAUACAUCUAGCCAAGCUCGUUAUAUUCUUGCAAAUGCAUUUUUUCUUAAUACAACGACAGGAUACGGUAGUAUUGAUUUUAUCGAUAUAUACCAUGUACCAUUUGAUCGAGUAGCUAUCGAACGAAUACGAUGUUUAAUUGAAUAUUUCAGACUUUCAUCGCAACAAGAAGAAAAUAACAAUGAUCAUCGAAUUAUUUCAAUCGAACGAUAUUCUUAUGGUGAGGAAUUACUCGAUUGGAAAAAACAAUUGGUUCAAAUUCAAGAAUCCAAAAUAAAUGUGUUUAUCGAUCGAAUGGAAGCAUCCGAAGAGGCACAUGGCUUUGUAGAUUUUGCUAAUAAAAAAAUUCAUAUUCAUUCGAUCAUGCCAUCAGCCACGCAAGAAGAAAUUUUAUUCAGCUGCUGUCCUGAAGCAUUUCUGGCUAUUCUAGUAUGUGAUACACUACGAUCUGAUGAAAUCGUUAUACUUCGUGGAUGUAAACGAUUUGUUGACUAUAGUGGCUAUGGUGAAACAUUUAAAUUUGUUGGUUCACAUCUAAAUUAUAAUUCAACAAAUAUUCAAGAUAUUCUUAUUAUGGAUGCUUGUUUAUCAAAUCAUUUUAGUCAACACCAUAUCGAUCGAGAUUUAGGUAAAAUGUGGGCUGCAUUUUCCAAAGCUAAGAAUGAAAUCAUUGUUACUGGUAAUUGGGGAUGUGGUGUGUUCGGUGGAGAUCCCACAUUUAAAUUUCUUCAACAAGUAUGUGCUACAAGUGUACUCGAUCACAUUGUCAAAAGAUUGGACUAUUCAGUCUAUGGCGAUGAAAGAUUGGCAUCGAAACUAAAAGACUUAGUGAAAAAAUUGGAGAAGAACAAAAAGACAGUAGCAGACGUAUAUAAAAUGAUGGUUAAAUAUGGUGAAAAUGAGAGCAGAUACUCUUCUAAAUCAAAUUUUAAUAACUAUGUAAAUGAAUGGCUCAAUGUUAAGUGA
Molecule: messenger RNA, 1221 nt
Organism: Adineta steineri
Lineage: Eukaryota; Metazoa; Rotifera; Eurotatoria; Adinetida; Adinetidae
Source: the annotation of a GenBank genome assembly